GAGGGCUCGGGUUCCGGUUCUCACAACGCAACAAAUGCAUCGAUCCCUCCUUUCCACUUUCUAAUAAAACAGCCGCAUCCUCUCUUCCCCCUCUCCCAUCCCCACCGUCUCCAUCUCCUCGCCUCGCCUCGCCGCGCCUCAAUCUGAAUCAAACCCAUAAUUUAAAGGUUCCUCUCUGGUAAAUGUUGGCUAUUAUUUGAAGUGCUUGAAGUAAUACGAACCACUAAAGAUUGUUCAAUGGGCACAGACAAGCAGUCUAGUAGUCCAUUGUUGGAUACCCUCAAAAUGGAGAGGGUUACGACGAUCUUGACCCAUACAUACCCUUAUCCACAUGAGCAUUCAAGACAUAUUAUGAUGGCUGUAGUAGCGGGAUGCCUGUUUUUUAUCUCAUCUGAUAACAUACAUACCCUCAUACAGAAACUGGACAAUAAUAUUAAAUGGUGGUCCAUGUAUAUAUGCUUGAUUGGAUUUUUCUAUUUCUUUUCAUCCCCAUUUAUUGGGAAGACUUUCAAGCCAAGUUAUUCAAACUUCAACCGCUGGUAUGUUGCUUGGAUCUUUGUAGCAGCUCUGUAUCAUCUUCCCAGUUUUCAAUCUAUGGGGGUCGAUAUGAGGAUGAAUCUUUCUUUAUUUCUUACAAUAUAUGUUUCAUCUGUCCUUUUUCUCAUAGUGUUCCAUAUUAUAUUUCUUGGCCUCUGGUAUGUUGGUCUUGUUGCUCGUGCAGCAGGAAAGAGACCAGAAAUUUUGACCAUUAUCCAAAAUUGUGCAGUCACAAGUAUUGCAUGCUGUGUAUUUUAUAGUCACUGUGGCAAUCGUGCUUUUCAAAGAGGCAAAUCUUUUGAGCGUCGAAAUUCUAGUUCAGAUUCCUUUCCAUUUUGGGAUAACGAAGAUGGAAACACUUGGAUAUCAAAGUUUCUCCGCAUGUAUGAAUUGAAAGAUCAAAUCUGCUCAUCUUGGUUUGCUCCAGUUGGUUCUGCCAGUGAUUACCCUCUUUUGUCUAAGUGGGUCAUUUAUGGAGAGUUAGUUUGCAGUGGAUCAUGUGCUGGGCCUUCAGAUGAGAUAUCCCCCAUAUAUUCAUUAUGGGCAACAUUUAUCGGUCUUUAUAUCGCUAAUUAUGUUGUUGAGCGAUCAUCUGGAUGGGCUCUAACUCACCCAUCAUCGGUACCAGAAUAUGAAAGGUUGAAGAAACAGAUGAAACCUGAUUUCUUGGAUAUGGUUCCUUGGUACUCAGGGACAUCAGCUGAUUUAUUCAAGACAGUAUUUGAUCUGUUGGUAUCUGUGACCCUUUUUGUUGGUCGAUUUGAUAUGCGCAUGAUGCAGGCUGCAAUGAACAAGGCUCCAGAUGAAGCUAAAAGUGGUGAUCUAUUGUACGAUCAGUUUAGUGAAAGAGACAAUCUCUGGUUUGAUUUCAUUGCAGACACUGGUGAUGGUGGAAACCCAUCCUAUGCAGUGGCUCGUUUACUGGCCCAGCCUUCAAUUCAACUUCAAGUUAGUGAUUCCAUGCGUACACUUCCACGUGGAGAUUUGCUUCUUAUUGGAGGGGAUCUUGCGUACCCUAACCCUUCUGCAUUUACAUAUGAGAGGCGUCUUUUCUGUCCGUUUGAGUAUGCGCUGCAGCCUCCACCUUGGUAUAGUGCUGAACAGAUAACAAUAGACAAGCCAGAUGUUCCUUGUGGAGUGCCAGAACUGAAACAAUAUGAUGGACCUCAGUGUUUCAUAAUUCCUGGAAACCAUGACUGGUUUGAUGGUCUGCAUACUUUUAUGAGGUGCAUAUGUCAUAAGAGCUGGUUGGGUGGGUGGUUUCUGCCUCAGAAGAAGAGUUACUUUGCCUUGCAACUUCCCAAGGGAUGGUGGAUAUUUGGUCUUGAUCUGGCUCUUCAUGGUGAUAUAGAUGUAUACCAAUUCAAGUUUUUUGCAGAGCUAUGUCAAUACAAGAUUGGUUCAAAUGACAAUGUCAUUGUGAUGACACAUGAACCCAAUUGGCUUCUGGAUUGGUACUGGAAUGAGAUCACUGGGAAAAAUGUCUCUCACCUGAUAUGCGAUUACCUGAAGGGAAGAUGUAGACUCCGAAUGGCAGGAGACUUGCAUCACUAUAUGCACCAUUCUGCUGUUCCAUCAGAAAAGCCUGUUUAUGUACAACACCUUCUUGUCAAUGGUUGUGGUGGGGCCUUUGUGCAUCCUACUCAUGUCUUUAGAAAUUUCAGCAAAUUUUAUGGAAAAAUUUAUGAGAGCAAGGCUACUUACCCAUCUUAUGAUGAUUCUAGUAGGAUUGCAUUGGGCAACAUUUUAAAAUUCCGCAAGAAGAACUGGCAGUUUGAUAUUAUUGGUGGUGUCAUCUACUUUAUAUUGGUCUUUUCUAUGUUCCCGCAGUGUAACCUUGUCCACAUAUUGCACAAGGAUUCUUGGUCUGGUCGCUUAAAAUCCUUUUUCAGUACAAUGUGGAGUGCUUUUAUUUACAUGUUGGAACACUCAUACGUGUCUUCAGCAGGAAGUCUAGUAUUGAUGAUGGCAUCAUAUUCAUUUGUUCCUUCAAAAUUGUCCAAAAAGAAGCGUGCUAUUAUAGGGGUUCUUCAUGUUAUUGCACAUACGACUGCAGCCCUUAUCCUAAUGUUGCUGUUAGAGUUGGGGAUUGAGAUAUGUAUUCGCAAUCAUCUUCUAGCAACUUCAGGUUACCAUACACUCUAUGAAUGGUACCGAUCUAUGGAAAGUGAGCACUUCCCAGAUCCAACUGGACUCCGUGUUCGCAUGGAACGAUGGACAUUUGGACUCUAUCCUGCAUGCAUAAAGUACCUCAUGUCCGCCUUCGAUGUUCCAGAGGUCAUGGCUGUUGCUAGAAGUAACAUCUGCAAGAAAGGAAUGGAGUCCCUUUCUCGUGGCGGUGCUAUCAUCUACUAUGCUUCUGUCUUCCUUUAUUUCUGGGUUUUCUCAACACCUGUCGUAUCUUUGAUUUUUGGGAGCUACCUAUACAUAUCCAUCAAUUGGUUUCACAUACACUUUGAUGAAGCCUUCUCUUCACUCCGCAUUGCAAAUUACAAAGCAUUUACCCGUUUCCAUAUCACUGUGAAUGGUGAUCUUGAAGUCUUCACCCUUGCAAUUGACAAGGUUCCUAAGAAGUGGAAGCUGGAUCCUGAAUGGGAUGCUGAACCAAAACAGCCUCAGCAGCUGAGCCAUCGUAGGAGGUUCCCUAGCAAAUGGAAGGCUGCUUCCGGUCCUGACCCUGUCAACUCGGUACGGAUUGUUGAUCAUUUUGUGAUUCAAAGAUCUCAUACAGACCUCACUCUGGAAGUCAGUGGUUGAUCGAUCAUAUUACAUUUGUUAUUUGUUGAUUGCUCAAUUCUCAGUCCCUUUGGAAUCUGUACAGUAGUUCAACUAUCUCAUCAUUCAGAAGUAGAUAGAAGGGAAAUGGAAAUUUAAUCAAAGCGACAUUUCCAGAUCAGCGUUUCCCACUUUGACAUUUUGUUCUAUGGAGUAUGAACGAAUAAUUGGCUUAGCAAAGUCUGGAAUUCCUCCUAAGUUACCGCACUAUAAGCUUUUAAGGGCUCAAAAACAAUGGCAUAAUCUUUUAUGCCAUAAUCCAGGAAGUAACCAUGAGCCGGUCGAUACUCUGCCUAGACAUUUUUUUUACUUGAUCAUUCUUUUGAGGUUGAUUGUAUUGUGUUUUUGUGGGAUAUGUUUGCGGGGAAAUAUUGGUUGUGUUCUCAUUGUGUGAAAAAUUGGUCAGAGCGGGGGCAUUUUUUUUUAUGAGCUCAAAGAUGCGACUUGCCUUGCUGCUUAAAUGAUCAGUGAAUUGAAUUGAGAAAUAUGGUUGGAGCACUGCCACGGUCAGCAA
Phoenix dactylifera (date palm) is the source of this 3826-nucleotide messenger RNA. RefSeq lists its product as uncharacterized. Lineage: Eukaryota; Viridiplantae; Streptophyta; Magnoliopsida; Arecales; Arecaceae. The record is from RefSeq and is a predicted model, not a curated record. Gene Ontology annotation, molecular function: hydrolase activity.